This is a messenger RNA of Insectozyma verbasci, 579 nucleotides long. NCBI's taxonomy places the organism in Eukaryota, Fungi, Ascomycota, Pichiomycetes, Serinales, Debaryomycetaceae. The record is from the annotation of a GenBank genome assembly.
AUGAUAAACAAUUUAAACAAGAUAAACCAAAGUAUAAGACUGAUACAAUCAAAUGAUUUCAAUAAAUUCGGUGUAUUUACAAAUUCAAUUGUUAAUUUACCUGAUCCAAUAAAAUUAAUUAAAGAUGCAAGUGACGAUGAAAAUUUAUUAUAUAAAAUUAUAACUAUACCUAAUGGUGAUAUUCAACCAAUACGGAUUGAUGGUAGACAAUUAUAUAAAUUUGAAAAUUUAGAGGGAAGUAAUCCGAUUGUAAAACCAUUAGAUUUAGAUUAUGAUUCUAUAUCUUAUCCAUUAAUUUUAAAUCAAAUAUCGCAUGGUGAUUUGAAAAAUAAAUUAAGGAACUUAAUUAAUUUCAUAAAUAGGUAUUCAAAUUUAAUACCAAAUUAUCCAGAUAUACAAAAUGAAUUAAACGAAUUAAUUAAAAAGUAUAACAAUGAGAUUAGAGAAAUUGAUUCAUUAACUAUGGAAUUAGAAAAUGAACCUGAUUCGAAUUAUGAUGAUGAUUUAGAUGAUGCAAUAGAAUUAGAAGAAAAAUUAAUAAAAGAUUUAGAAUCAAAAAUUAAUCAAUUAAAUAAUUAA